Molecule: messenger RNA, 1044 nt
Organism: Perognathus longimembris pacificus (Pacific pocket mouse)
Lineage: Eukaryota; Metazoa; Chordata; Mammalia; Rodentia; Heteromyidae
Gene: Sdr39u1
Product: short chain dehydrogenase/reductase family 39U member 1
Source: RefSeq, a predicted model, not a curated record
AUGCGGGUGCUCGUGGGCGGCGGCACGGGCUGUGGGACCGCCCUGACCCAGCUGCUGAGGACGCGGGGCCACGCGGUGACGCUGGUGUCGCGGAAGCCCGGGCCGGGCCGGAUCACGUGGGAGGAGCUCGCCAGCUCCGGGCUACCCAGCUGCGAUGCCGCCGUCAACCUGGCCGGGGCGAACGUCCUCAACCCCCUCCGGAGGUGGAACGAGGCCUUCCAGAAGGAGGUUCUGGGCAGCCGGCUGGAGACCACCCGCAUGCUGGCCCGCGCCAUCGCCGAGGCCCCCGAGCCCCCCAAGGCCUGGGUGGUGGUGACAGGCGUAGCGUACUACCAGCCCAGCCCGACGGCUGAGUACGACGAGGACAGCCCGGGCGGGGACUUCGACUUCUUCUCCAGCCUGGUGGCCAGGUGGGAGGCGGCGGCCAGGCUUCCCGGGGACGCCACGCGCCAGGUGGUGGUGCGCUCGGGGGUCGUGCUGGGCCGCGGCGGCGGCGCCCUGGGCCACAUGCUGCUGCCCUUCCGCCUGGGCCUGGGCGGCCCCCUGGGCUCGGGCCGGCAGUUCUUCCCCUGGAUCCACGUCGGGGACCUGGCGGGGAUCCUGACGCACGCCCUCGAGGAGAGCCACGUGCACGGGGUCCUGAACGGGGUGGCCCCGGCCUCCGCCACCACCAACGCCGAGUUCGCCCGGGCCCUGGGCGCCGCCCUGGGCCGCCCGGCCCUCCUCCCCGUGCCCGGCCUCGUGGUGCGCGCCGUGCUGGGGCGGGAGCGCGCCACCAUGCUGCUGGAGGGCCAGAGGGUGGUCCCGCGGCGCACGCUGGCCGCCGGCUACCAGUACGCCUUCCCCGAGCUGGGCGCCGCCCUCCGGGAGGUGGUGGCCGCGGCCUAGGCAGCGGGGCCCGGGGCCCGGCCCAGGGCGGCCGCCUCGCCUCGCACUGCUGCUCCACCCGAUCCAGAAGGCCUCAGCCAAGCUCACCAAGCCCAGCCCCUCACCUCUCCAGCUCCCCGCUCCCCGUGUUACAUAGCAGAGAACAGGCCCGCGCCU